AUGUUCCUGUCGUCGCUCUUGGCAGCCUCCUCAGUCCUCCUCGCCACUGCUCUCGCAGACUCCUCGCCCUACUCCAAGUUCAUCGACGACGCCAACUCUCUCCUCGCGGCCGCGACCGGCAAUUAUGCGGCGCAACUCAAUGCCCUAUACGGCUGGCAAGCAACACAAACCGCCGUUCCCAGCGGCGACGUUGAUUCCCAAUAUCAAGAAUACCUCAAUGCCUUUAUGACUACUACAUCGGCACCUUUACCGGCAUGGGUGACGGCCGUUCCUUCGUCGCUCCAGCCGAUCGCGACAAGCUUUCUGCAGGCGGAGGCGAGUCUCGUGAUCCAGGAUAUUGCGCCGAUCGUCAGCCAGAAUAACGCCGCCGGGUCUGUAAAUUCUGCUGGUCAGGCAGCGCCUGCAACCACUUCGUUGAAGACCACGGUGGUACCAACACCUGCGACGAGCGCGACGGCUAGCUCAGGCUUCGUGUCAGGUCCCGCGAACACAACUUCGUCGCAAAUGUCGGGCAAUGGCACAGCGCCAAGUCUGUCAGCGAAGACUACCGCAACCGCGCCGAUCACUUCUAUCACGACUGCAUCGGGGUCGCCGACGAAGUCUGUGACACCGCUCGUGACGACAUUUAAUAAGACCAGUGAGGCGGAGAAGCCGGCCGGUGUGGCCGCAGCAGCCGCCGUGGUUGGGAUUCUGGGUAUUGUGGUAUUGCUGUAA
Letharia columbiana is the source of this 714-nucleotide messenger RNA. RefSeq lists its product as uncharacterized. The record is from RefSeq and is a predicted model, not a curated record. Bases 1 to 714 code for a protein of 237 amino acids. Lineage: Eukaryota; Fungi; Ascomycota; Lecanoromycetes; Lecanorales; Parmeliaceae. The transcript has a single exon.